AUGACGAGAAGCUUUAGCUUGACGUCAUGUCAGCUUAUGAGUGGUUGUACUGCCUGCGGAAGGUUCACCGUUCCAACUACAAACAAGACGACCAAACCUAACCAGCAUAUAAUCAAGCACUAUCUGACCAACAAGAUGCCUCUAUUACUUGACAGCCUUGAGAUGACGGUGAUCAUCGACAAUGAGCUGGAUGUCAUGUCUCCUCCACCUCCCACCGCUGUGGGUUCAAUCAUCUCCCACGGUUCACUGGGCAAUAUCUCUCGGGAGUCCGCCCACGUCUGUCGGGGCAACGAAGAAGUCCGUGAGCUGAAGAUGGAGAGCAUCUGCUGCGCAGCCCAUGGACUAUCUAUCUUACUGGUACUCGUGCUGUACACCCCAUAUAAGACGUUAAGACUGACAGUGGACAGACAGGUACUAUUGGAAAUGAAAAGAGAAGCAUACUGUUUGAUACUGGGCCAGAGGAAGACACAUGGGAACGAAACGCGAAGAGACUCGGUGUAG
Trichophyton rubrum CBS 118892 is the source of this 501-nucleotide messenger RNA. RefSeq lists its product as uncharacterized. Bases 1 to 501 code for a protein of 166 amino acids. The transcript has a single exon. The record is from RefSeq and is a predicted model, not a curated record. NCBI's taxonomy places the organism in Eukaryota, Fungi, Ascomycota, Eurotiomycetes, Onygenales, Arthrodermataceae.